GGAGAAGGGACUCUGGCAUCAGGCUAGUCAAUAAACUCUGCGAUGGUGACAUCUCCCUGCGGGGCCAGGUGCUGCUGCCACCCACCUCUCUCCUGCCAUCAUGCCUCUGCUUUAGCCCCAGUGAUGAUGGCCUGACAGCACUGUGAUUCCCUCCCCCUACCCGUCUUUUUUUUUUUUUCUUUCCUUUUCUUUUUUUGGAGGGGAGCUCGGAUCAUGGCCUUGGGGCUCCGCAAGCUGCUGCUGCUUACCUCCAGCUGCGCCUUUAAGGACCAGCGAAAAAGAUGGGACUCAAGUCCAGGAAGGCAGCAGCUGCGGGGAACGCUGGUAGCGGGGAGCAAGAAGAGAAGAAAGUAGGACUCACGGCUGGGGAGCUGGAGCAAGGUUCUUUGGCCUUGGGAGCUGGAGCAGAUAAAGAUGGGACCCUGCUGCUGGAAGGAACCGGGAAGGAAGAGGGGGGGAAGAGGAAUCCGCAAGGGAUUGGGCUUUUGGCCAAAACACCUCUGAGCAGACCUGUCAAGAGGAACAAUGCCAAGUACAGGAGGAUCCAAACUUUAAUCUAUGACGCCCUGGAGAGACCCAGAGGGUGGGCGCUGCUGUAUCAUGCCUUCGUAUUUCUGAUAGUUCUGGGGUGUUUGAUCUUAGCCGUCCUAACAACUUUCAAGGAAUAUGAAACUGUUUCAGGAGACUGGCUGCUGCUGUUGGAAACAUUUGCCAUUUUCAUCUUUGGAGCAGAGUUUGCCUUAAGAAUCUGGGCUGCUGGGUGUUGCUGUCGCUAUAAAGGAUGGAGGGGGAGGCUCAAAUUUGCCAGGAAGCCUUUGUGUAUGUUGGAUAUCUUUGUGUUGAUUGCCUCUGUGCCAGUGGUAGCUGUUGGGAACCAGGGCAAUGUUCUGGCGACGUCGCUCAGAAGUCUGCGCUUCCUUCAGAUCCUGCGGAUGCUCCGAAUGGACAGGAGGGGAGGCACGUGGAAGCUUUUGGGAUCAGCUAUUUGUGCACAUAGCAAAGAGCUCAUCACUGCUUGGUACAUCGGGUUCCUGACCCUUAUCCUCUCCUCAUUCCUUGUUUACCUGGUCGAGAAAGAUGUGCCUGAAAAGGAUGCCCAUGGAGUCGAGAUGAAAGAAGAGUUUGAAACCUAUGCAGACGCACUGUGGUGGGGGCUGAUUACCCUAGCAACAAUUGGCUACGGUGACAAGACCCCCAAAACUUGGGAGGGGCGGCUGAUAGCAGCCACAUUCUCUCUUAUUGGAGUUUCAUUUUUUGCUCUUCCUGCCGGCAUCUUGGGUUCAGGGCUGGCUCUGAAAGUCCAGGAACAACAUCGUCAGAAACAUUUUGAGAAAAGAAGAAAGCCGGCAGCAGAACUUAUACAGGCUGCCUGGAGGUACUAUGCUACUAACCCCAACAGGAUGGAUCUCGUCGCCACCUGGAGGUUUUAUGAAUCAAUUGUAUCGUUUCCAUAUUUCAGAAAAGAGCAAUUGGAUGGUACUGCCAGCCAAAAGCUGGGUCUCUUGGAUCGGGUUCGUGGUACCAAUACUAAAGGAAAGCUAUUUACCCCUCUGAAUGUAGAUGCCAUUGAAGAAAGUCCUUCUAAAGAGCCUAAGAAUGUUGGCUUGAAUAAUAAGGAGCGUUUUCGCACUGCAUUCCGAAUGAAAGCGUACGCCUUUUGGCAAAGCUCAGAAGAUGCAGGAACAGGGGAUCCCAUGACUGAAGAUAGGGGUUACAGUAAUGAGUUCCUCAUGGAAGAUAUGAUCCCCACAUUGAAGGCAGCCAUCCGAGCUGUCAGAAUACUACAGUUUCGUCUCUAUAAAAAGAAAUUCAAGGAGACUUUGAGGCCUUAUGAUGUAAAGGAUGUGAUAGAGCAAUAUUCAGCAGGGCACCUUGAUAUGCUUUCCAGAAUAAAAUACCUUCAGACAAGAGUAGAUAUGAUUUUUACCCCUGGACCUCCAUCUACUCCCAAGCAUAAGAAAUCCCAAAAGGGAGGAGCUUUUUCUUACCCUUCACAACAAUCUCCCAGAAAUGAUCAAUAUGUAGCCAAAGCAUCCACAGCAGAUACUGAAGACCAAAGUAUGAUGGGCAAAUUUGUUAAAGUUGAAAGACAGGUUCACGACAUGGGGAAGAAACUGGAUUUUCUAGUCGAUAUGCACAUGCAACAUAUGGAGCAGCUGCAAGUACAAGUCACUGAGUUGUGUCCUUUGAAAGAAGCUGCCUCCCCAGCAGAAGAGAAGAGAGAGGAAAACAGAUACUCUGAAUUGAAAAGCAUAAUCUACAAAUACUCGGAGCCUUGCACUCAUGAAACUCCUUAUAACUUUCACCAGGUUCCAGUACACAAAGUCGGUCCAUAUGAUUUCUUAGCACAGGAUCCAAUGAAUUUUUCGCGCCCUUUUUCAUUAGGUGGGCAAAACUCUGGCAAGUUGCAGGCCAUGCCUUCUUCGACUUCAUAUGCAGAAAGGCCAACAGUUUUGCCUAUACUCACAUUCAUAGACUCCCGAGUUAGGUACCAGUCCCAAGGGGACCUGCAGAGCCCCAAUUCUGACAGGAUAUCUCCAAGACAGAAAAGGAGCUUGACAAGAGACAGCGACACCCCAUUAUCCCUUCUUUCCGUCAACCAUGAGGAGCUUGAACGCUCCCCAAGUGGAUUCAGUAUCUCCCAAGACAAAGAAGACUUCCCUUUUGGUCCAAAUGGAGGAUCAACCUGGAUGAGAGAGAAACGCUACCUAGCAGAGGGUGAAACAGACACAGAUACUGACCCUUUUACACCAAGUGGCUCCAUGCCUUUGUCUUCAACAGGGGAUGGGAUUUCAGAUUCAAUAUGGACCCCUUCAAACAAGCCAGUUUAA
Emys orbicularis (European pond turtle) is the source of this 2831-nucleotide messenger RNA. It is a transcript of the gene KCNQ3, whose product is annotated as potassium voltage-gated channel subfamily Q member 3. The record is from RefSeq and is a predicted model, not a curated record. Gene Ontology annotation, molecular function: voltage-gated potassium channel activity. Gene Ontology annotation, cellular component: membrane; voltage-gated potassium channel complex. NCBI's taxonomy places the organism in Eukaryota, Metazoa, Chordata, Testudines, Emydidae. The coding region runs from base 282 to 2831 and encodes 849 amino acids. Gene Ontology annotation, biological process: potassium ion transmembrane transport. The transcript has 15 exons.